AUGAAGGUUCAAAUUGUUACACUCGCAACUAUCGCAGCGCUCGCAGCUGCAUUGCCACAAGGUGGUGAGCCUCCAAGUGGAACAGCAUCUGAAACGUCUAUGUCCACCAUGCCAACAGAGAGCACAUCUAUGCCAGGAGAAACAUCUACAAUGCCCCCAGAAGAGACGUCUACAAUGCCUCCAGAAGAAACGUCUACAAUGCCCCCAGAAGAAACCUCCACUAUGCCUCCAGAGGAAACGUCUACUAUGCCUCCAGAUAGCACAUCAACGAUGCCAAACGGCGUGCCUGCACCAACAGAGACGGGCAUGGCGAUCCAUCCAAAUGGUAACAUGAGCAAGUGCGUGGAUGUUGCCGGAGCAGAAUUCAGCAAUGGAACACCAGUGCAAAUCUACGACUGCAACGACACAGAAGCCCAGAAAUUCGUUUUUACAGAGGGUGAGACAAAAGUGAAGGUGGCCAACCACGAUUACUGUCUCGAUGCAGGCUCAGAUCCAGCCUCUGGAACAAUGGCGAAAAUUUGGCAGUGCUAUGAGGAUCUGGAUGCACAAUCUUUCUAUUACACUGACGACUACAGAAUGGCAGUCUUGGGAGAAGGGCUGUGUCUCGAUCUUACCGACGGCAUGAUGGCGAAUGGGACGGUGUUACAGACCUGGUACUGCACCGACAACAACACCAACCAGAUCUGGAAUUGA
Molecule: messenger RNA, 693 nt
Organism: Wallemia ichthyophaga EXF-994
Lineage: Eukaryota; Fungi; Basidiomycota; Wallemiomycetes; Wallemiales; Wallemiaceae
Product: Endo-1,4-beta-xylanase A
Exons: 2
Coding region: 1-693 (230 amino acids)
Source: RefSeq, a predicted model, not a curated record